This is a messenger RNA of Adineta ricciae, 4278 nucleotides long. The record is from the annotation of a GenBank genome assembly. Lineage: Eukaryota; Metazoa; Rotifera; Eurotatoria; Adinetida; Adinetidae.
AUGGAAUCGUUGCAAUGUGAUCAGGUGAAAGAAAGAAUUCUUAUUUGUCUUCAUUCAUAUGAUCAAAUCGAAGAUUUUCGAAAAGGAUUGAAUGCUUUGGAUGAGUCAAUUAAUUAUUAUACAGACACAGAAUCCUGUUUGGCAUUCCUAGAAUCAACUAGCGGUAAAGGCAUAUUCUUUAUUGUUUCGAAUUGUUUUCUUUCUGAAAUUACUUCUCGACUCGAUAUCUUUCAACCAAUUGAUUUCAUCUUCGUAUUUUAUGUGAAUAAAACUGAAUGCAAGCACAUUUAUCAUGAGCAAUUGAAUAUUAUAGGAAUUUAUUAUGAAUUUGAUGCUUUAUGUUCGUCUAUUCACGAACAAAUCGAUUUAUUCGACCGCGAACAAUAUCAGUGGAUUGUUCACGAUCAAGAAGGUUAUUUACAACGAGAUUUAUCCCGGCAAGCAAAUGACUUUCUUUGGAUGCAUUUAUUUCAUCAAGUCAUCCGUAAUUUUCCACGUGAUGAACAAGCAAGACAGGAAAUGACUAAUUUCUUUCAUGAUUCAUCUGUAGAUGAUACAAUGAUUCAUUCAUUAUUCUAUGAAAAACUAGCUCAAACUGCAUUACGUUAUAGAGAUAUCGAUAAACUGUAUCAUCUACGAUAUUAUUUGAGUAAUUUAAUCAAUCAUCUAAGUGUGGAACAUCAACGAAUGCUUCGAAGUGGAAUAUACGAAAAUUUCACUGUUUAUCGAUGGAUGAAAGUCUCUCCGAGUGAAUUGAAUUCUUUGAAGACAAACCAGGGUAAAUUACUGGUAUUGAAAGGAUUUCUGUCAGCAACUUAUCAUCAUCGUCCAUCAACAGGCGAUUCAAGGGAAGUUCUUUUUCAGAUAAGCUGUGACGUGAAAGAACUUGGUGAGAAUCUUAUUUUUGUCAAACGAACUCAAUCAAACGAAGACGAUGUUCUAUUCGAUUUGAAUACAACUUUUCGAUUGAACACUAUCGAACAGAUUGAACAAGUUUGGAUAAUAACUUUGUCGGCAGUCGACGAUGGGAUAAAGAUAACAAAAAAGUUUCUUGAUGAUACACAUCGACAAAAUGAUAAUUCCAAUGUCUCUAUUCUAUUUGGUCAAUUAAUGAUCGAUAUGAACGAAUGGGAUCAAGCAUAUAUUUAUUCUCAGCAUUUAUCAAAACAUUCAUCAGAUGAUGAUUUACCAUGGAUUGAAGAGCUGAUUGGUCACGUUUUUUGCUACAAAAACCAAUGGCAGGCCGCAUGCCAAGUCUACGAUCGAGCGUAUUCUCGACUGAUGAAAUCUGAACCAGUUCGAAUUCGAGAUUCAGCUAAUAUUCUUCUCCAUCUCGGCUAUAUUUCGUACUUACGAAAAAAAUACCCCGAAGCUUUGUCAUACUGUCAACAAGCAUUGAAUAUUCGAGAAAAGUUUUACUCUUCAAAUCAUCCUUCUAUGGCUAAUUGUCUUGAAUUAAUAGGAGUUUCUUAUUGUGGGAUGCGAGAAUAUGAUACUGCACGUACAUUUUUAGAGCGAGCAUUAACAAUUCGAGAACAAUAUUAUGAUCAGUCUCACAUUGACAUUGUUACAAGUUUGACUGGAUUCGCAUCUGUUUGGACGCUAGAAGAAAGACAUAAUGCUGCUCUCGAUUCUCUAAGUAGAGCGUUGUCUAUCUGUCAAAAAUAUUAUCCUGCACAUUGCCAACUUAUUGCUUGUAUUGUUACUAUGAUAGGUAAUGUUCUUCUUCAAAAAGGUGAAUAUGAAUCAUCUCUCAAUCAUUAUCAACGAGUCUUAACGGUAGUAACAAAAUUACAUUCUUCAGGUUACAUUGACAUUUCUACUAUUUUGAACAAUAUUGGGAAUGUCAAACUUAGCCAAGGGUUGUAUGAAGAUGCUUUAGAGCUAUAUAAAAGAGUACACGUGUUAUUAGAAAGAUAUCUUCCAUUGGAUAUUUUGAAUAUUGCGGAAAAUCUUCUUCAUAUUGGUAAGACACUCAGAAUCCAGGAAAACCUCACCGAGGCACUCGUUGUAUUGAAGCAAGCACUACAACUACUUGAAGAAUACUAUUCACCUGAUAGUAUAGAAAUCAUUUCGGCACUUGAUAGUAUUGGUUAUGCUUUGAUUCAACAAGGCAAAGUUGACGACAGUUUUAUUUUCUUCGAACGAGCUUCAGCGAUUCUACGAAAUCAUUCGUUAUCAGAUCAUAUCUAUAUUGCCAAUAGUUUCAAUAAUAUUGGGUAUGCUUUGAAGCAUAAACAAGACUACGAUGGAGCCAUGGAACAGCAUCAACAAGCACUGUGUAUUCUGGAAAAAAUGUUUCCGCUAGGUCACUCGUGUAUUAUUGAAACGAUCGACUCUAUUGCAGAAAUUUGUGGACAUAAAAAGAAAUAUGAUGAAUCCAUCGAUUACUACCAGCAAGCAUUGGACAUGAGAAAGCAAAUGUACCCUACUAAUCAGCAAAGAGUUGCGAAUAGUUUAAACUGUAUUGGAGAUAUUCUGUGCAAACAAAAAAAAUUUGAUCAAGCUCUAGUCAUUCAUUACCAAGCACUGCAUAUUCAUGAACAUUCUUGUGCAUCUGAUCACAUUCAAAUAGCAAGAGAUUUGAUCCUCAUUGGUGUCGUUCUAUGUGAACAAGGUAAAUGGGAUGACGCACUCGAGUUACAGAUGCGAGCCUUGUCCAUUCGGAAGAAAAGAUAUCCACUUGAUCAUGUUAUAAUUGCGUAUACGUACAGGCAUAUCGCUAAAUCACUGUAUCAUCAAACAAAUUAUGAACAGGCGCUCGAUUAUUAUCAGCAAGUAAUGGCCAUCUACGAGAAAAAUUUCCUAUUUGAUAGUAUUGAAGUCGCGAACAAUCUCGAAUGCAUCGAACGAACGCUUUAUAAGCUAUGCAGAUACGAUGAGGCGCUCAAGUAUUGCUCACAACUUCUUACAAUUAAACAAAAACAGAACUCAACGAAUACCUGUGCUUAUAUAAGCAAUCUAUUGAACCAAAUGGGCAAUAUACUCCUCGAUCAAGACAAACACGAUGAAGCAUUAUCGAACUACCAACAGGCACUGGCAUUACGAGAGAAGGAGGUCGUGUUAGAUUACAAAUCAAUUUCUAUUAUUCUUGGCAAUAUUUCCAGAGUCUUCUUAAAACAAAGAAAUUAUGAUCAAGGAUUCGAAUUUCAACAACGGUCAUUAAAUAUACGAGAAACAUAUUUACCCGAGAGUUACAAAGAUAUCAGUGAUAACUAUCUUUGCAUGGGCAACGUACGAGAAGCACAAAAGAAGUACGACGAAGCGAUCGAUUUUUACCAGCAAGCAUUAGCAAUUAACGAAAAACAUUGUCCAACUGAACGGUUCAAUAUAGUCAAGUGUUUGUCUUAUAUCGGCGACAUUUUUGUCAAAGUUAACAAGUACGAAGAAGCCAUCAAGUCUUAUGAACAACAGUUAGCUAUUUUAAAAGAAUUAUUUCCGUCUGGUGAUAUGAACAUAGUGUUGACUCUUAGCAAAAUCGGAAAUGCUUAUUACCAAAUCAUCAAUUAUGACAAAUCCCUUGAAAUAUACAUGGAAGCAUUGAAAAUGCUAGACGAAGUCGCUCCGACAAACCAUACAGACCUUCUUACUUGUCUUCAGAGCAUCAAUACUAUACUGAUGUGUCAAUUUGAAUACGAACAAGCACUUCCAUUUCAACUACGAAUCUUAGCAAUUCGAGAACAACACUUUCCAGACUCACAUACGGACAUUAUCAAAACCCUGAUGAGUAUCGGUGAACUCCAAGCUUUGCUACUUGAUCAAGAGGAGGAAGCAGUUAACAAUUAUUCUCGAGCAGCAACUCUACUAAAACAACUUAGUCCCUUAAAUCAUGAUCUACUUCUUAAUUGUUUACUUUCUAUAUCGCGUAUCUGGUCACGGAAAAGAUAUUAUAUGAAUGCGAUCGAAUAUCUCCUAUCAUAUUCUAGGAUUGUGGAAACUAUUUUCCCAGAAGAUGGGCUCGCCUACGCUCAAUGUCUUUCAAGUCUCGCUUCUAUAUAUCGACACCUUGAUCAGUAUGAAUCAGUUUUAGACUAUGAUAUGAAAUCUUAUUUAAUACUUGAAGGAAUCUUACCACCGGACCAUGCCGGUAUCGUUAAAAUUCUUAUAAGUAUUGGUAAUGAUUAUGAAAAUCUCGGUGAAUUAGAACUAGCUGUGGAUUACUACCUACGAGCAAAGUGUAUUAUUUUGCAGCAUACGUUGCCUGAUUUGCUAGACCUUCUGGUAUUGGAGGAUAAACUGGAGGAACUUUCAGCGAUAUUAAAUAAUUCAGCAAAUUAA